AUGGCUGGACAAACUUCUAUGGGUCGCCUGCCCACCCGGUCUGCCAGCACGCACCCGUCGCAUUCGCAUAAUGUUCCUUUGAGCGCUCGUAGGUCCGCGCCUCUGGAUCUCUCAACAGUGGAGCGCCGCGGUCAGCCCAACAAUCCCCGCGAACCGUCGAAGCGAGUGCGUCCCCAUGGCAUCCCCGAAGCCCCGACCUUUCGCCCAACAGAGGAGGAAUUCAAAGACCCCGUGGCAUACAUCCAGAAGAUUGCGCCAGAAGGCAAGAAGUACGGAAUAUGCAGAGUUAUCCCGCCGGAUAACUGGCAGCCGACAUUCGCGAUCGAUACAGAGCGUUUUCAUUUCAAGACCCGUCGACAAGAAUUGAACUCGGUCGAAGGAGGUAUGGCCCCGCGCUCAGCUGAGGAUGCUGCCGGUGGAACCACUCCCCAGGACGGUUCUAACCAGAACUUUCAAUCAGGAAACCGCGCCAACAUGAACUACGUUGACGGACUCGCCAUGUUUCACAAACAGCACGGAACAAACUACAGUCGUCUACCCAGUGUAGACAAACGCCCGUUGGACUUAUACAAGCUGAAGAAGGCCGUGGAGGUUCGCGGUGGAUUUGAGUCCGUUUGCAAAACAAAGAAAUGGGCUGAGAUCGGCCGAGACCUCGGCUACAGCGGCAAGAUCAUGUCCUCACUCUCCACGUCGCUCAAAAAUUCAUACCAGCGCUACUUGCAGCCCUACGAGGAAUAUCUUCUUCGGGCGAAGCCUGGUGUUCAGCAACAGCUUGAACUGGAACAUGGUGGUCCUUUCACCCCAUCCCCACGCAAUUCCCCAAUGACGAAGAAACCAUUCAUAGAGGAGAAUGGCACCCCAUCUAGGACCCGAGAACCAACCCCUACCAUGCGCGCCGGUGGCUUUACUGCCGUCAACCACUCCCCUUUCACUCCUGUCAACAGUGCCCCUCCCAUCAAACAUGAGGGAGAGAAUGGAGCGUCGACGCCUCAAAGUGUUGCGGAACAUCCAUCCCACUCGACUCCGGUGCCGAAUGGCCAAUCCGACCAACACAUGAAGCGGGCUAUCAGUUAUGAAAGCGGUUCCCAGGCUGAGAAUGGCGAUGACGGUGGAAGUGGGCGACGUAGCAAGCGUCUCAAGAAAGAUGUGCCCAAUGUGGCUGGAUCACACAUGUCUCUCCUACGCCCUGCGCCACCUAAAGUUCGAAAGGAAGGUCUACAAAGGAUCGGCGAUAAGUGCGAGUCUUGUGGCAGGUCAGACAACCCCUCUACGAUUCUCGUCUGCGAUGCCUGCGACCUCGGAUAUCACACGGCUUGCCUUGACCCCUCUACUACGGCUUCCUCGGAUCAUGACUGGCAUUGUCCCAAGUGUCUAGUUGGAACCGGCGAAUUUGGAUUUGAAGAUGGCGGCGUUUACUCUUUGAAGCAAUUCCAAGAAAAAGCCAACGAGUUCAAGAAAGGUUACUUCGCUUCUAAGAUGCCAUUCGAUCCUGUUUUGAAUACUCACCGCCGAGAGACCGAGGAUGAUGUGGAAGCUGAAUUCUGGAAACUGGUUGUCGACUUGCAUGAGACUGUUGAGGUCGAGUAUGGUGCAGACAUUCACUCGACUACUCACGGCAGUGGCUUCCCGACCAUCGAGCGCAACCCGCUCGAUCAGUAUUCUUCUGACCCUUGGAACCUCAAUGUGCUCCCCUUCUAUGGCGAUUCUCUCUUCCGUCACAUCAAGUCCGAUAUCUCAGGGAUGACCGUUCCCUGGGUCUAUGUCGGCAUGUGCUUCUCUACUUUCUGCUGGCAUAAUGAAGACCACUACGCUUAUUCCGCCAACUACCAACAUUUUGGUGCGACAAAAACUUGGUACGGUAUUCCUGGAGCUGAUGCAGAGGCUUUCGAGUCUGCCAUGCGGGCAGCAGUUCCGGAGCUUUUCGAAGGGCAACCAGAUCUUCUGUUCCAGCUUGUUACUUUGAUGCCGCCCGACAAACUUCGAAAGGCGGGCGUGAAUGUUUACGCUGUAGACCAACGCGCAGGUCAAUUUGUUCUCACUUUCCCUCAGGCGUAUCAUGCAGGGUUCAACCAUGGCUUCAAUUUCAAUGAGGCAGUCAACUUUGCACCUGCUGACUGGGAGCCUUGGGGCGCUGCUGGCGUCGAUCGUCUUCAAUCCUUCCGCAGGCACCCAUGCUUUUCGCAUGAUGAAUUGCUUUUCACCGCAGCUGCACGAGACACAUCCAUAAAGACUGCCAAAUGGCUCGCACCCGCAUUGGAGAGAACUGUUAACCGUGAACUUAGCGAAAGAGCCAACUUUUUGGCUAACCACAGGAAGUUAGCUAGCCCCAAGACCACUACAGCUCACGCCUGUGCGGUGGGGACCGCUGACUCAUCAACUAGUCAAUGUCCGCUCAAGCUUGUUGUCGAGGAGGAGGACAUCCCGGAAGAUGAUUAUCAGUGCCAGCACUGCAAGGCUUUCACUUACCUCACCCAGUUCCGCUGUCAAAAGUCAGGCAAGACUGUCUGUCUUUCACAUGUCUAUGAUUACGACUGCUGUGGUGAUCUUUAUCACCAAAAAUUGUUUGGACAAGAUCACUUCCUACGCUACCGCGUGAGCAUGGGGGAGAAGCUCGACAAGACCUUGGAGGAUGAGCCAAAGCCUCAGCUGAAAGCUCUCCACAAUUUGCUCAGUGAAGGUGAGAAAAUCCCAUACCACCUACCUGGCCUCCAAGAUCUUGCGGCCUUCGUCCAGCGUUGCGAUAAAUGGGUUGAAGAAGCGAACAACUACAUUACCCGGAAGCAACAAAACCGGAGAAAAAACGAGAAAGCGUGGCGCCGCGCCAGUACCAAGGCCGCGCAGCUGGACGAUCGCGCCCCUGAAGUUCGCAGAGUGGAGAACAUCUACGCCCUUCUGGCAGAGGCUGAUAAACUUUCCUUCGACUGUCCACAGAUGGCGGCCCUGGAAGAGAAGACUCGCGAAAUCGAGAGAUUCCGCCAAGACGUUAACGUUGCCCUGAUGAACCCGCGUGCCCGAUCGACCCAGGAAAUCGAGGAACUUGUUGAAGCUGGCCGAACCUUCAACGUGGAAAUCCCGGAAGUGGAACACCUGGAACAAAAUCUCCGCCAACUGAAAUGGACCGAGGAAUCUUUACGCAAACGGGACCAACGCCUUACCCUCCAGGAUUGCCAGGAUAUCGUCGCCGAAGGCGUAAAACUUGGCAUUCGAGAUUCUAAUGAGCACUUGAUCCACUUCAAAGAACUCAGUCGACAUGGCGAAGCUUGGGAGGCCAAGGCCAAAGAGCUCAUGUCGGUAGAAGCUGUACAUUUCCCGCAGUUGGAAGCACUCUCCGCCCAGGCAACCCGUGUUCCUGUUAACCCAGAAACUCUGGCAUCCAUCGAUGCCAUUCUGACAAAGCAGCGAGAUCUCCAGAAACGGAUCCAAACUCUAUGCGAUAAGAGCAAAGAUCCCAAUCUGAGAGAGCGCCCUAAGUACAAGGAAGUUCGCGAGCUCAGCGAAUCUCUGGAGCAGGAUCUCAGUCGACCAAUUGGUGCAAUCGAUCUUGAACGCGAGCAGAGACGCCAUGAAGAUUGGAUGAGAAGAGGCAAGAAGCUGUUUGGCAAAGCCAAUGCUCCUCUGCAUAUCUUGAAAUCCCAUAUGGAGUAUGUGGACAAGCGCAACUCCUACUGCUUUGACCUGGAAGACAGCUACCGGCCGCCGGUGGAGCCCUCUUCGCGGGACAACACCCCGGAAGGUUUGCUUGAGAAUCCUAACCCCAACCCAUGGGGUCCGAAGUCACAAAAACGCGAUGUCUUUUGUAUCUGUCGGCAUCCCGAAGCGGGAAUGAUGAUUGAAUGUGAAGUCUGUCACGAAUGGUAUCAUGGUAAAUGUCUCAAAAUUGCCAGGGGCAAAGUCAAGGAGUUCGACAAGUACACAUGUCCUAUCUGCGACUGGCGACAAAAGAUUCCUCGUGAUGCUGCCCGUCCGAAGCUGGAGGAUCUGCAAGAUUGGCAGGCUGAGAUCGCCAAUCUGCCUUUCCAACCAGAUGAAGAGGAGGUAUUGGAUAGUAUCGUCGGCAAGGCGACUGCAUUCCGAGAUUUCCUACAUGGUUUCUCAAAUGCUGCCUGCACUACCACCGAGGAGGUCCCGACGUUGAUUUUCUAUUUGCGAAAGAUUGAAGGUGCGGAAGUUCUCCUGGCCUAUGAAACGAACUUCUUCCGCCAGGAGAUCCACAAAUGGGCACCCGUUGCUCCAGAGGCGCCGCCAAUCCUAGAACAAUCGCUGUCGACGCGGAAACCUCGCCCAACCAAGCAACAGAAGAUUCUGGCCCAGUUUGGCGUUGACCGCCCCGAAGAUCUUCCCGAACACCUUCGUGCCAAGCACAUGGCUGCAGCCAAACGGAACCCGCGCCGCCCACGCCAAAUAACAACCCCCCCUACUACCACUGGGCCAACCUUGACACCCAUGUCCGACUCCGCCUCUGCGACGUACCCAUUCUCCGCCAACUACUCCUUGCCUGCUAGUGACUCGACCCCGGCUUUUGCACCUACCUCAUCCGCAUUCCUCCCCCAUGCCGCAGCCGCUUCUCAAUCACCCUCCUUCCUCCCUCGAUCACCAAGUCCGCAACAAAAUAUCGAACCUUCGCUCUUUAGCCCGCCCCGGUUCGGGCCCGAGCCCCAGUUCGCUAGUAGCAGUCCUCGUCAAAAUAUGGAUGAUGUUUUCGCCGAUCUCACGAACGAAGACCCCGAAGCGGAGCCAAUUGAAAAUCUUCAUGCCAGCGAGGCGCUAGAAGCUCUUGAUGCCAGCAACGGAAGCAGCCGAGAACCAUCCCCGGAUGAUGAAACUCUUUCUGCUCCUGCUGCCGCCCCCGAUGCUGCUCCCGAUGCUGCUCCUGCUGCUGCUUCUGAUACUGCUCCUGAUGCUGCUCCCGCUGCCGCCUCAGCUGAAGAGAAUGCAGCAGAUGCGCCAGAAGCCAAAUCCCAGGCGGCAGAAACGACCGAGAAUUCCGAGUCGGAGCUUUAA
This is a messenger RNA of Penicillium cosmopolitanum, 5001 nucleotides long. RefSeq lists its product as uncharacterized. Gene Ontology annotation, biological process: chromatin remodeling. Lineage: Eukaryota; Fungi; Ascomycota; Eurotiomycetes; Eurotiales; Aspergillaceae. Gene Ontology annotation, molecular function: histone demethylase activity; DNA binding. The transcript is spliced from 8 exons. Gene Ontology annotation, cellular component: nucleus. The record is from RefSeq and is a predicted model, not a curated record. Bases 1 to 5001 code for a protein of 1666 amino acids.